This is a messenger RNA of Auanema sp. JU1783, 1104 nucleotides long. Lineage: Eukaryota; Metazoa; Nematoda; Chromadorea; Rhabditida; Rhabditidae. The record is from the annotation of a GenBank genome assembly.
AUGGUUCUGUUGAAGAAAAAAGCAGCUGCUGGCAAAGAAAAUACCAAAAAAGUAGUUGAAGAAGAGGUUGUAGAAGAUGUUGAAAUGAACGAGAGCACUGAUGAAGAAGACGAAAGUGCUUUUGAAAUUAGUGAUCAUGAGGAUGAGCAAAAAGAAUCACAGUCUGCAGGUUCUGAGAGUGAAGAGGAAGAUGACAACCCAGAUUAUGAUAGAGAGCUUCAAAUAGCUUUGAAAGACGGUCUCCUAAAAUCCGAUAGACUAAAUUAUCUUGUGCCCAAGAAAUUGGAAUUCAUUAAUAAGAAGAAUGAGAUCGUUGACAAAAUUAAUAGCUUUGCCAAGAAACUACCAUGGAUAGAGACGUUGGAUAUUACCACGAAAAACACACUCACAAAGGAUAUGAUCAAUAAUGACUUCGAAAGAGAAUUACAAUUCUAUAAACAAGCUGAAAAGGCUGUACAAAUAGCAGUUCCUCGUCUCCUCAACUCUCAUAUCAAAGUUAUGAGACCAGAAGAUUAUUAUGCUGAGAUGUCAAAAACAGAUGGACAUAUGCAGAGAGUUCGUAAGCGUCUGCUGAAGAUCCAAGAAGGAAAGGAAAGACAGGAGUCUAUUCGUCGUAUGCGUGAGGAGAAGAAGUACGCUUCCAAGGUUCAAAAGAAGGCAAUUGAAAAUAAGAAUGCCGAAAAGAAGAGAUUGACCGAGGCUGUUAAGAAACACAAAAAGGGCAUGAAGGGUCAACUAGAGGAUAUGCUGAAUAACGUCAAACGUUUCGGAUUAGACGAUAGUGAAGGUUUUGAACGUCCUAGCUCAAGGGGCAAAGUGGGUGGAGGACAAGCUGGCAAAUUUUCUGGCAGACCUAGCAACCGUGAUUCAAAUAAAUCCAGAGAAGAAUUCAAGUCUCAACGUUUCGGUUUUGGUGGAAAGAAGAAGGGAUCCAAGAGAAACACAAAAGAGAGUUUCGAAGAUUAUGAUGGUAAAAGUUUUGGCAAAUCAAGUUUCGGAGGUAGUGGUUUUGGUCGAGGAGGAGGAGGCGGCAGAGGCCGAGGUGGAAGAGGAGGAAGAGGAGGAGGAAGAGGUGGUGGAAGAGGUCGAGGAGGAAGACGUUAA